Triticum dicoccoides is the source of this 573-nucleotide messenger RNA. RefSeq lists its product as uncharacterized. The record is from RefSeq and is a predicted model, not a curated record. NCBI's taxonomy places the organism in Eukaryota, Viridiplantae, Streptophyta, Magnoliopsida, Poales, Poaceae. The coding region runs from base 164 to 340 and encodes 58 amino acids. The transcript is spliced from 2 exons.
CGGUGGGGGCCAUAAUAAGAGCGAACGCAAGCCGAAGCCAACCAAACCCAAACCACAAUCCUUCCAAUCCCCUUCCUCGGCGAUCGCCUCCGGUGCUUCCGACCUCCUCCCGUCGCCUCCGCGGAGCUCGAAUCCGUCCCCUCCUCCGCCCGUCCUAGCUCCAAUGGGUUUCAUCCAGAGCACCUUCUCGCUCCUGGUCGGCGCGGCGGGCGGCAUCUACAUCGCCCAGAACUACGACGUCCCCAACAUCAAGAACUACAUGCAGGGCCUGAUGGGCAAGGCCAAGGAGCUGGACCAUGCCUACAAGAAGCCCGAGGAUGGCAGCAAGAACAAGGCUUAGUCAGCCCGCUCCCCCACCCAAUCCAUCCAUGAGAGCAUGACCGACCGCUUAGCAUGCUAAUUGUUAUUACUAUCACUUAGUAGGUUCACUAUAUAUGAUUUGAGCAAUGACUCUGUCCUCUCCGUCUUAAGACUCUGUCCUGGGGAUGAAAAUAGUUGAUGAUGGCGGCACGUUUGUGAAUGAACCAAUGAAUGGAUGAAAGACCUGUUAGACUGCGUGAUUCAUGACGUUUU